This is a messenger RNA of Hymenoscyphus albidus, 1301 nucleotides long. NCBI's taxonomy places the organism in Eukaryota, Fungi, Ascomycota, Leotiomycetes, Helotiales, Helotiaceae. The record is from the annotation of a GenBank genome assembly.
GUCAGCCUUACAGCUUCAGUUCGCAGAGCUUCAUUGCUUAACAACAACAACAUGUUGCCAACAAUAGUUCGCCGAACAGCACAAGCUACGGUGCGGAAAACGGCCCCCUAUAUCUACACGAAUCCUCACAAGGCGAAACAUACAUGGCCUCCCGACUUUUCCAACAUCCACCCUAAACACCAGUUCAGACUUGAGCGCAAGUUCAAGAGAAGAACGAAGCUAAAGUGGGCACGGCCGAGGUGGACGAAGGCUGUCAAGUUGGUACAAUUUGGAUCAAUUGUUUGUGAGUUUGUCUAGGAGAAAGAAUUUGUGUGAAGUGGCGCAUGUUGACCGAUUCAAUAAUGCAGUUGUCACGAUAUACGGAGUACUUUUCUUAGAUUGGAAUGAUGCGACCAGUGUCAAUCCAUCGAAGCCACCGUUCUAUGGGGUAUGAUAUCAAUGACCUAGUCUCCUCUUUCCUAGUCGUAUGCUGAUACACUAAAGGUGCGAAAAUGGUUCUUUGGAAUGGUUGACUCUAUAUGGUCGCGGGAUGAUGUACGUCGACGACCCGGAGAAGGAUUAGAUGACUCUUCUCCCGUUGCUAAACCGGAGAACUGACUCUGUAUUCCAUUACCUUCGUCUCAUGGGAGAUUGUACUCUAUAGUUGUACGACUUAUGGGUUGAUAUGGGAGUUCUAUUUCCUUCGCGUGGGCUGCAGGCGUGUUGCAUUUGCAUUGCGUUUAAUGGAGUCUUGGUUCAUAUCUCAUUCCCUUUUGGAUCGAAGAUAACCAGAAUUGGUUCCUCGAUUCGUGUUUAUUGAAUGAAAGCAGGCAUCUUGCAAGUUGUGAGUACUCCAGGACCCAAUCAUUGCAUCAUUCAACCAUUCCCCAUGGCCACGCUACUUUGGCGAUCUGAAAUCCUAUGCUGAACAAUUGAAGUGCCAAUUAUUUUUCGAUGGGAAGGUAGUCGAGGAAACAUGAUGAAAAUUCAGUUAGCUUUCAGAAGAGGCCCGAUGCGUAUGGUGAGUGUUGUUAUUGUGCAGGUUUCCAUGUUUUGAUGGCGAAUAUUGGGAAGUCUACAUGCGAGGUUUCCUCAACUCUACUUGGAGUGAGUUUAAUACUGGGUGACUCGACCCCGGUCUAUGAGAACGAGUCGGGAUUUGCGUACUAGGAUGUCGCGAUUUGAGAGUAGAGAUAUACAGCCAUGAAUUUUCUUCAACUUACCGAGGAUUGAGUCCAACUUUUAUCUGGAAUCCGUCAAUUCUCUGAAUGUGGACCCGCAGCCUUUCUAUUGGAAACAGCCGGCCAAGGUCAAUAGUUUAG